AUGAGAGACAUUGAUGACUUCCUAUUGAAGGAAUGUGUAAAUUCUGCCGGGGACACAAGUACCUGCCAUACUUCGAUAAUUACUUGUUACGAAUCAUAUAUAACGAAAAUGAAUAAAUUUGACAAAUAUGAUAAUUCACGAUGAAAAAUAUAAGUUAUAAUUAUCAAAUUUAAUUCGAUAUUUUUAUUCGAACUUAAAUCUGCAAAGAUUCCAAAUAUUGAAUAUUGUUGAAUAUUGAUAAUUUAAUAUAAGGAAUGUAGUUUCGAAAUUUUUAUUAAAAUUCUGAAUUCAAAGUCGUUGAAAUCGCUGUCGAAAUUUAAUUCGAUAUUUUUCAUUUAAACUCGAAUCUAAACAACCAAGAAUCUCAAAUUCAAUUGGACCAUGUUACAAUUGUGGGAAAAAUUCAAUUGGAGGACAAAAUUGAAGCGAGGCGAAUGCCUCGAUCGAAGCAUUUCGAAACGCAUAGGUGCUCUUCCGUCUUCGCGAUUGCUUUCUCGCGAAAUUUUCACAAUCGGCGGAUCCACCACGUGAAGACCAAGUGUGUCACAUACGAAACGGUGCGUUGAUCUUUCGGUUUGAGCAUGUGUGCUUCUCCCAUUGCAUAAUGACAAAUAAAACAUCAUGUUGCAGAAAAUUGUCGGACGCGCUACCGUGAGCCUCUCAUUACUCGCUCUGUGUUACGCAGUUCAAAGGGAGGCCCGGAUUUUUCCUGGCUCAAAAAUAGAAGAAGGAGAUCCUAUGCUUUUCCUUUUAUCUAUUUUUUUACUUUUAUUUUGUUGCAGACAACGGUGGUGUUCGUCGGUCUGUGGAUUCUUCGGGUCGACGUGAACGCGGCGAAAAACGGUCUUAGUAAGUCGAUUGUUAUUCCGUUCUGGGAAACGCUUUUAACGAUCACUAUGCACAUCCUUGAACUGAUUUUAAAACAAUGAUGAUUAUUUUUAGAAAGGGAAAUUCUGCGAAUUGAAUGCGAUCAGUUUUCUUUUAUUAUAUGCAUACGGCAUUUGGAAUUGUUUGAUAUUCUCGUGGUAUGAUGUUUGGAAUUAUUGAAUGUUAAGUACAUUGGCAUUUAGAAUUACUUCAUGUCAAACAAACUUGGAAUUAUUAAAUAUUGAUAUAUUUAACAUAAAAUUUAUAUUAACAUAUUUAAUAUAAAUUUGUAGUUUAUAUUAACAUAUUUAAUUAAACUUGUAGUUUAAUUAUUUCGAAUUAAUAGUAGCAAGCUAAGAUUAGGUAUUUAGAAUACCAAAUAACCAAAAUUUAGGUUCAACAAUAUCUGAUUCCAAAAGUAUCUGAUAUUAAAUUCACUGACCUUGCGACAUCGUUUCGAUAUUAGUGCAUGAUUCUUAAACACAUUUGACAUUUAUUGAUUUUUUAAAUUGCCUUUCAAAGUUGUUUCGUUCAUACUUAAGGAAAGAAGCGAAACUGUUUCGUGAGUAAUCGUGUUACAUUCUUUCAUGACUUAUUACGGGCAAUGAAGAAAUUUAAAUGAACGAAUUAAACGUACUUUAAUCUUCGUGAUGCAAAAUUAGCCAAUCUUGUAAGAACUGAACGAAGGCAGAAGUAUUCGAAAGGAGAAAGUGUAAUUGACAUCCAAUAUCACGCAUGUCACUUAGUCUUCAUGAGUGAUGCUCACGACCCACAUGAGUCCAUGAACAUUAAUAGGAUCCCUGUUGACAGAGUAGAAAGAGCAUUUCGCAACUGUCAUGGUAAUUCAAUUAAAUUUUAUUUUUAAUCGUAAAUUUUUCUGUUUCUUUUAAAGAUCCAUUUAAAUAUCGAAUUUGCUUGCUUCUGCUUUUCAAGGAUACAAUCACGCUGAAGUAGUUUAUUAAUAAAUUGUUUGAUUCACAACUGAAAGACAAAUUUUGCCCCGAGCAAAUUUUUUUAUUCCUAGCUUUCGAUCACACUCGCGAUUUCCUUAUUGCGCUCAGUUUGAACUUUGAAAUUUUUUCUAGUUACAUUUAUAUAAGCCAUGUUUAUAUUGAAUAGUCUCUACUCUUGAAUAGCCUCUGGCUAUCUAUAGUGACUUUUAGCUUUACAUUCGUACGAUGUAACAUCAACAUACUCUCCGGAACUUGUCUUGAUUCAAACUUGCUUCGAAUAUGUUGUAAUAUCAAAUCGGGGAACCCAGUAACGAAAAUAUUUCUUCAAAGCCUAAAAACCACGAUGAAUGUGUGAGAAUGCAAAUGGCGAAAGUUAAGAAGAUCGUGAAGUUACACGUAAGAUUUCGAAUAACAUUGACUUAUAAUUUAAUUUCUUCAUAACAUUUGUGCAUUUGCGUUCUAUAUUUUAGAAGAUCAUCAAUGACAUCAAUUAUUAUUUAUAGGAUAUGAAUUUAAAUUAAAUAAUUCCAAAAUCAAAUUUACUUGACUGAAAUAUAAAUCGAUUCAAUUAACAAAGUGUUAGCAGCAAAAAGAUUCAUUUUCAAUUUAAAUCGAUUUGAAGUCCAAAUUCUUCGAAACUCUAUUCGUCGAAAUCACUCUGUUUGCGAAAUAGGCCCCGAGGUGCUGACGUCUUUCGCCAGGAACAUCGCGUCGGUCUUGUCGACAACCUUGUUGAACGAUUAUCAGGAUCCACCAUCGAACCAAUCAUCCACUAACCUUCUGAAGAGAAUCCAGGAAACACAAUUCUCCUUAGACGUCGACCACGCUCCAUCAGAGAGUUCGAGGAACUCGUCGAAUGCUUCUUUCAAUCGCUACCCCCGUUACACACGCGAAUCUUCGUCGAACGAGGGGAAACAAGCAGUGUUUCAAGACACUUUCGUAACAAACGCGCCUCAAUACUCCAAAUAUUACAACUCGGAAGCGUACAAACCGUACGAGUUCGCGCUGAAUCGCGACUCACGAAUUUCUUACGACCAACUAAACGUAGAGGCACCAGAGAACGUCAACCAAAGUGGUACCAAGGACAAUUCUAUCGACGCGGACGUCAAGACAGCCUCUCUUCACUAUUCCAAUCAGUAUCAUCAACCACCUGGAUUCGGGUACAAGCCUGAACGUACGCACCAACUGCCAAAUUCAAAUCACUAUCCCCGACUCGAUCUUCAGUCAAAUUAUCGUCGUCUGUCGCCUCAAACAUCUCUUCAAUCUUCUUCGUCAGCAGAAACGCUCAACCCGAUCGACGAGAACGAGAACGCUCAGGUGGCUAGAAUAACUCGUAGGCCGUUUCACCUAAACUAUCAUGCUCCCUUUAACGCACUUUAUUACCCGUUUCAUGAUCAUGUAGGAUUUUAUCCUCACGACAGAUCCGUCGAAGGUGAGAGUCAGCCCACGAAUCCCACUAACGUACAAGCUGAGAGCAAUCCAUCCAGACUGAUCGACGAUCAGAGUCAAGGUCAGACCGCGUUGGCAGGAUACGAUUAUGGCCCUCGUUUUCACUAUAGGCAUCCGUAUUACGAUGGUUUCUAUCCUGGAUUCCCUGGAUUCUAUCCUCGUCCUUUCAACGAGUCUUUCAACAAUCACGGAAACGGAAAUCACGGGGAUCAUAAUGGGACAAAUGGCGCGUUCGGUCCAUACGGUUACCACCAUGGACCAUUCUUUCACGGUCCAAAGUUCCACGGCCCUUAUGUUCCUUAUAACCCGUAUUAUCCGUAUUUCUACGGACCGAAAAGACCGGUGGAGAAUCAUGCGCCCGAAAAUCAUGGAAAUUCUGAACAAUUGGCAUCACCGGAAAACGGGCAUACUGAUGGUAAUUCUACUGGGAAUCAUGUUCCACACGGUGGAUAUCCUUAUUACGGUGGUUUCCCUUACUAUGGUCCUUAUCACGGUUUUAAUUUCCAUCCGUAUCCUCUGGCACCGUUUCACGGGUUACCUUAUCGUUUCGGUCACGGUUUCCACAAUCUUCUGUUCCCAGGACUCAAACCUGUUCCUUACUUGAAUUUCUACCAUCAUUACCCGUUCGCUCACUGGCAUCCCUUCGGUGGUUAUUACCCCCAUAAUAAUCGACCUGUGAUGGGGGAGAAACCUGGACACACGGAGAAGAAUGGAAAUGAAAAUUCAGAGGCUGGGCCAGCAUCUAACAGCGAGGCUGAAAUGUUGUCUGAGAGUAAACUGGAAGCGAUUCGGUCUUUAGCCCUGAGUGGAUAUAAGGAACGUUUCUCUCCCGAGUAUGUUAGCAAAGGAAGAAAGGGUGAUCAAGUGUUCAAUGAAUUAUCUUGA
Molecule: messenger RNA, 4154 nt
Organism: Heterotrigona itama
Lineage: Eukaryota; Metazoa; Arthropoda; Insecta; Hymenoptera; Apidae
Source: the annotation of a GenBank genome assembly